CACUCACCAGACUACUCCGGGAUGCCACUGGAUAAAAAGCAAGCAACCCCAUGCACUCGGGAUCAGAGAAACGUACCAAGCAAAUGUCGCUAUGUUAAAAAACUGUCUGGCGUCUUUCCUUUUCAAACACGACCUCAGCCUCCUACGUGGUUCAGCACAGAUGUGUCAACCAAACACCACGUGGAGCAUUGAGAAAGUGCCACAAAUGCGUUGUUUUUCCAUCAACUAUUUUCGAUUGCUUUCAUUAUUUGUUCAUCCACAGCCACAGCGUCUGCAAAGCCUCCUCUUCCAAUUAGUAGUUUUGUUCUGCAGUUUUGGCUUUCUUAACGCGUUAAGUAUUUCCACACAUAAACGUACCGGUUUUGAAAAUGACACAUAUUGACCACACCUUGCAACGAAAAGCGUAUUAUGGCAAUUAUGUUGGCAGUUACGAGUUAACGCAGAUAAGAUAUACGUCACUUGAAGUGUCUUUUGUUAUAAAUGGUGUGAUAUACUGAGGCUCUGUCACCUUUCAACCUGAAGGCGAAUAUACAUUAGCAUUUUUCUGGGAACCUCCACGCAUGCCUAUUAGACGUCAGUCCGCAUACUGCUGAAUAAGCACGCGUAUACCCGAGGUACUUUCGCCUUCAUGGUUCCCACCCCGUGCUUUCCUGUAAGCAGUUUCUCGGACAAUGAAGGGGCCUGUAAGCACCUCUCGCUUCAGAGCUGACUUCGUUCCGUGUGGCGGGCUUCUUCUUCCUCGCCCUGCCCUACGUGGCAUCGCCUGCAUCUGCACUGUCACCCUGUUCCCCGCAUGUGCAUGCUUAUUGCUCUGUUACUGGCAGCACCGCAUCUCAUCGCUCGUCUUGGCGUCCUCUGCUGCUUUCCAACAUAGAGAAGAUCCACUGUACCCAAGGCGACUCUUUGGGAGGCGAGAUGAUUCUGAUGACGGCGAAAACGAAUGGCCUUCAGACACCGGCCAUAAUAGGCACCGGUGGCCAGAAGGCACCGAAUUGUGGGGACCUCCCCCUAGCCCACUUUAUGCACCCUCAGGCGGCUCUGAUGACGAAGAGGAAGUGUUGAUAGUGCGAGGAAGACCUAGCGCUCCUCACAUGAGCAGCGCUGGCGGCGUUGCUGCAGGAGGCUUCGCCCGCGGGUCCUCUUCCAGACGGGCACGGUCUCGAAUUCCUUCGCAUUCUUUCUGGGGAGAUGAAGACAGACGUCAUACACACUUCAUGGGAGGGUCUGCAACAAGCACCGGUGAAGGAGAUUCUCGAGGCAUUCAUGGCCCCUGUGUGCAUGAUGUGCUAGGUAUGGGGGGUGCCGCAGACCGUCGCGGCGAUUUUAAACAGAGAGCUUCAGGUAUGAAUGGAGAAUUCGACCCUGGCAUCGCAGAUGCUCAGACCUUCCAGCAGAGGCUGUUCCAACAACAACAGCAGAUGCUUCCCCCUUGGAACCCCGAAGAUGGCACUAAGAACACUCCGGGCACCAUUAUUCCUCUCAAUGUGGUGCCUCAACCGCACCCACAAGACCUUGGGCACCCGAUUCCCCAGCCAAUAUUUCUUGUUCCUGCUCAGUACGCUUCAAUACGGCAUUUGGAUCCACAGCCAGGUCUUGGUAGUGGAAUCAAGGUGCUUCUUGCAAUCCCUCCAAUUAUUUUACUCGCAUUUGCUGCCGCAUUCACUGUGCGCGCAAUCCAAAUUGUGACGGCACAAAACAUGAGUACUGCGGAAGACAGAGACGAAGGAGAAUAUUCACACAGAGAAAGGGACGGACGAGGGCAACUCAAACACAACCAACUACAAGAAGAGGAUGGCGGUCCUGGUGGUUUGCUGGCAGCGCUUUGGGGAAGGAGAGGAAAAACUAAAAGAAGACGUAUGAUACGGAGGAGAAAUGAUAGGCGAAGGCGUCGAAGGAGGGCAAUGCGAACGCUACCCGCGCCCCAUCUACGCACGGUGGGGUCCACAAGAUUUCACCGCGAAGUAGAGAAUAAGACAGACCAAGCAAAUAUUCCCACUCCAGCAGCAGUUGAAAGGCCGUAGAUCGCAUGUGUCUGCAAACGUAUCAGUCUGUUGUUCCUUUACCUCCUCUCUUUUUGGCUUUCCUAAGAGGCGUCGUGGAACAAAAACGAGUCUGUUUGAUUAUUCUUCUUCAGGGCAACUAGGCAGCAUCAGAAAUCUUAGGAUCGCCCAUGCGCUAUUUGUUGUUCGGCUAUGCAAGUCGCACAGCAGAGCAACACUUCCGUCGCUUCCGUGUGUGUCCACUCUUAAACGGAAUAGAGAAAUGCGUCCUGCUAUCAACGGCGGCAUCUACUGGUGAGCACACAUCCAAACCGUUUCACGUGGUACUGUGGUCGGAUUCUGCGAGUGGAGUUGAACAGGGGCAAUCGUUGUUAGGUUCAGCGGAACUGCAGUAAACGACGGGGUAUCACGUUUAUUUCGGAGAGUUUGGCAGGCUUCCGUACGCUACUCCCAUUCCAGGUGUUUCACCUUAACUGGGACAAUACGUGUGCGACGGUCUUAGGCGAUAGGAAGUGACCCUGCUGGAGCUGUUGGCUGUGCUCGUGUUCCCCAUUCGCCGUCAGAUCCUAUUGGGCGCGUUCUUACUUUCUAUGCUUCGUCUUGGUGUCAAAGCAUGUAGAUACAAUCACUUGUAUCGCCGAAUAAUCAGUCUUGCAGUCCUUGUCUGUUCACAAAGCGGUGACAGAAGAGUGUUAGUUUUUCCGAAUUACAUAUUUCUCGUGUAAUGCGGAAGAUUGUGCCAAGCCAUUAUGGUGAACUUUGCACCUUGGAGCCGAAAAUGACUCUUACAAAGUUGAGUACGGAUCUAAAGAAGCUACACAUAAAGUCGAUUCGUACGGUACCGUUGAGGCAUACACGGUCGCAUGAAAUGGAAUGAUCGGCCAGGCGCGCCGAAAAAAAUCUAUCUGACGGAAACGUCAUGCCAUUCCUCCUAUACCGUGCUGUACAUACGUGGACGUAACAUGAUGCGAGAGUUGCUAGCACUGAUAUCUGAGGCACUUCAUUGUUAGCAAAGGGACACACAGCCUUUUCAUGCAACAGGGAAACGCCCUUCCGAAACAACAGAGCUGACAAGUAGAAGCUUGAUCCGGACGAGGCUACGUCGAGACAUUGACCCACAAAAGGGGGGGAAAGAAGAGAAAACAAGAGAUCGAGACAUGUUCUGCUAUUUAGGCUGGAGGAUCUACAAGGAAUGAAUACAGUAUGCGCUGACAAAACGGUUCUAGGCACAACGUGCGACCGCGCAGAAGCCCUAGCACGGCCAACGCAACUUUAGUACGAGUAAGCGGCCGACACUCUCGAAUUCAGCAAGUCCGGAAAAUAUUUAUGAGCAAUCUGUUUACGAUUACCGAUGAGCGCACGAACGGGCAACAUGAGAGUGAGUUGUAAUAAUCCAUUCCAUACAAUAGUGUGAAACGAAGCCAGGCAUUUGUUGCCUCGAGCUAUAACAGAAGUUUGCAGUUUCCUCUACCCCAGAGGACAGCCGGCCAUUAUAAUACCAAGAAUGUUACCUCUAAGGUCGAG
Molecule: messenger RNA, 3524 nt
Organism: Toxoplasma gondii ME49
Lineage: Eukaryota; Apicomplexa; Conoidasida; Eucoccidiorida; Sarcocystidae
Exons: 2
Coding region: 672-2021 (449 amino acids)
Source: RefSeq, a predicted model, not a curated record